CCGGGCCGCACGCCUCUUCUUCCCCACGUAAACAUUGCAACCCCCAAAACAAAACACGAAACGCCCUGGCUGGAUGCAACUAUAAAACCGAUAAAUAGCCACGCGGCACUUCACUAUCGCUUGCUUUCGCGCUUAAACUUCAAAUUUCAAUUUUCGAACGCUCUAUUCUGUCAAUUGAGUGCACUUUAAAAAAGGGAAUUGAAUAUAAACGUGAAGCAAUAAAUAACGUGUUAUUAAAUUUUAAAAAAUAACGGUGAUUAACAGAUAAGAUUAAUGUAAAUAUUUCAAAAGUUUGAAUUAGUUAUCAAAUUAGUGCUACGAGUAGUUUGUUAUCGAAUAGAAAAUUGUUUGUUGAGUAAAAAACAACGAAGUGGGCAAUAAGUUGUUAAGUUUCGUAUUUUCAAGUUACCAAUUGUUAUAAGUGUUAAAAUUAAUAAUAAAGGUCGGUAACCUGCGUAAGUCUAAUUCAAUUAUAAGUCAAUUCCAAAUUUAAAAGUCUGUGAUUGCGUUCCGUUAACCCCUACGAUGGAUUAGUCGAUUCUUAUGGUAAAUUUAGAAUUAGAUCAUUUGAAAGUGACUUUAAAAUUUUGACAGUUGACAUAGUGUUCGAAAUUCAAAGUGAAAUAACGUAGAAGUUUAGUGUUGUUGUGGUGUCCAAGUGAUAUAAGAGUGGCACACGAAGAGAAGCGGUUACGAUAUUUCAAAAUGGCGUUCGCGGCUGCUCGUAUGAUUCUGAAGGACAAAAGGAGGAAGGCAUCAAAGGAAGACUUCAGGGACCCCAGAAAUAGGAGCAAGGCUCGGAGCGCUAGCACCAGUAGCUUUAGGAGUGUAAGUCAGGCACGAAACAAACCGGCUGAUGGCGGUGGGCACGUCAAUCAGAAGAAUGUUGCGGGACAAAAAGCCACACCACCCUGUCAAAAAGGUGCAUCAACAAAAGGAGGUCCAAAGACUCCUGUCAAGCCUUCAGCACAGAAGGGCGCUGCGAAAACAGCGCCUCCUAAACAGGCGGCAGCGGCGGCUGCGGUCAAAACUCCACAGGGGAAGAAGAAGAAGGGUCACAAACAUCAGCAGUAUGAACUCAUUGUCACCAUAAAUUUGUCAGAGUAUGGCCUUACGGAAGAACAAGUUGCAGAAUUCAAAGAAGCAUUUAUGCUAUUCGACAAAGAUGAAGAUGGCACGAUCACGAUGGCGGAACUUGGCGUCGUGAUGCGUUCGCUAGGACAAAGACCUUCAGAGACUGAAUUGCGGGAUAUGGUGAAAGAAGUGGACCAGGAUGGCAACGGCACCAUAGAGUUCAACGAGUUUCUCCAAAUGAUGUCCAAAAAAAUGCGUGGAACUGAUGGAGAAGAUGAGCUUAGAGAGGCAUUCAGGGUAUUCGACAAGAACAACGAUGGUCUAAUCUCUUCGGACGAGCUGCGCCACGUGAUGACCAACCUCGGUGAGCGGCUCAGUGAAGAAGAAGUAGAUGACAUGAUCCGCGAGGCUGACCUUAAUGGUGAUGGCAUGGUCAACUACGAUGAGUUCGUGACAAUAUUGACGUCGAAAAACUAGUAUGCAGAGCAAAGGCCGAAGAGAGAUCCUCCCCCAGCACGCCAGUGUCCUUACGAGGAUUUGCACAAGUUUGGAGGGAAAGAAACUCUUAUAUAAUUCCUUACGGCACGCAAAACUGUUUCAUAACGAAGUGUAAUACACUAUUUAACGUAAAUAACGCUAUUCAAAUAACGGUUAUUAACAGUUGUUUAUAAAAAACGCGCUUGGUGGCAGUGUAUACGUACAUAAAAUGUGUCUAGAUGUUUCCACGUAUUGAGUUGCUUCAAUUGAGUUCGUUAUCAAAUAAGUAAUCUAAUUACCUAGGAAUUUCAAACCCACAAAAAUGAGGCUGAUUAUAAAAUGUCAUUCUCAAACAUUAUCGCCUAAAUUAACUUAUUUUAGUGAUGGGAAAAGAUAAUUACUAUUGAAUACAUUCAAAUGUAAUAAACUAUCGAAAUAAGACAUAGGUCUGAAAGAUUAUUUACAAAUCUUUAGCUAUAUUAUUGUAGAGAUGGCAGAUUUAGAUAAUAAUUGUCUUUUCUGUAUUGGAGGAAACACAAAAAUUCAUUAUCAAUUCGUAAAUGGGAAUUGAUUCCAUCACUCACUCUGAAAGUACCACUAAAAUCUAUAUAUUUAUAUUUGUGAAUGACAUUCUAAAUUGUGUCUAAAAUUAGAGUCAAUUCUGAGGUAUAUAACUUAUUUUCAAAAUUACAAAUUUAUUUGAUAAUUUUACAAAACUAUUAUAGAUAAUAGUAUAAUUCUUCAUGAAAUGUUAAAUAAGUGACGCAAUUAUAUAUUUAAAAAUUUAAUUUAUAAUAGUCCUUAGAACAUUCAUUUUGCUAUAAUAUCAAAUGUAAAUAUUAAUUUUAGAGAUUGGGUUAGGGAAUGCUACUUCAGAAUCGACUCCAUUGCCUCUAAAAAGUAUCAAUAGAUUUUAGAGAUCGACAUAUAAAUAAUCAUAUACCUAGUAUCCCAAAUCGAACCACUGUAAAAUAACUCAUUACUAAUGACAAUAUUUUAGGUUAUUGGGGCCAAUUUUGAGGCAUAUCUGUAAACUUAUCGCUAAAGGUUAUAUUUUAAUUUGAUAGUUUUACUAUUUUAAUGACCAUCAAGAACUAAAUUUAUAAUAAUUUAAACUUAAAUAUAUUAUAAAUUUUGUGUAUAUUGAUCCAUAGAGUAAAUAUUUCACUGUGAUAUCAAAUUGAAAUCUUAAUUUUAUAGAUAGAUUUAGAGAAAUGCUUCCUCAGAAUUGACCCCAUUUUUAGCAAAUUAAUGUAUAUAAUAGCAAAUAACUUGUUCAAUUAACUGCUAUUAUAACGUUAAAGAGCUUAAACGUCACAAUUCAUGUUAGUUCAAAACUUUUUUUUUAAAUAGCGUAUUUUAUACUCACUGUGAAUUUUAUUAACGCUUUUCGUAGUAUUUAUAUAAUAUCACAAGUAGUUUACACUAAAAAAAAUGCAUUUUUAGAAAAAAAUAAUUGUGACUUAAAUUCUAAAGCACGGAAGGCAGGGUCGUCUGCAAUCUGCCGAUAGAUUCAUACAAAUAAUUUGAUUUGAUAAACAUAUAUGUAUAUAUUAGGACCAUAUACCACAGUGUAAAAAUAGAAACUAGUUUUUUUUUUUUUUAUAUAGAAACAGCUUUUUUUUAAUAACGCUAGCAGAUGAUGCCCCGCCCUAUUAAAAUGUACUAACUAUACCUUAUUAAUUUUUUUUUAUUUCUUUUUAAAUGAAGUCCAGAAAAUAGAGUCUAGAUUAGAUGGAAGUAAUAUUUUUGCCCUAAUAAGGUUAAUAUUUAUAAUUAAUUAAGUAUCAGAAUAAUUAGCAUCCGUUUAAUAUUUUAAUAUUAUUAGAACAGUGAAACGGAACGCACUUUCAAUGACACAUGACAUGUGGUGAGUAUCGAUAAAAAAUCAUGAAUCUUCCAUACUAAUUUAAAUAAAGUCUCAUACAAAAGACUACAGUGAUAAGAAUGCUAUUGUAAUAAUUGUUAUUUAAUUAAUUUUAUUUAUUAAUUAAAUAAAUUUUAAAACGAUAAUAAUCUUAAUUAAGGCAAAAAUAUGUCGAACAAAAAUUAUUAAUUAACUUUUAUUUAUGAUAAUUAAAAUGUAUCACAUUUUGAACUUGUAAAUAAUAGUCGUUUUUUUAAAAAUUAACAAUGAGGUCAUUGUAGGUAAUAAUCCAAACAAACAUCAUAUACUGUUAAAAAAAAUUUGGUUGUGUCAACAAUUUUAUAACAAUUGAUAAAAAAAAAUGUAUAAUUACAAUCAACAAUAUAAUCCUAGCGUCCUGUAGGUACGUAUACACGAUGUACGACUUUGUGUAGAGUUAGAGAAAAAAAAAAAUUGUGCGAAUUUUCAUGAAAUGGUUUCCGUUAGUCUUCCAAGUUGCGAAGGUUGACUGAAAAAGACGAGCCAAAAGUUAACGCAGUUCAUUAAUGUUACGUGGAAUCGAAAAUAAAAAUAUUUAUAAAGAUGUUAAUUGAGAAGAAGAUAAAAAAAAUUAUUAAUAAUAAGGUAAUUUUAUUCGUAAAAAAAAAGAAAGACGGCGGAGUUUUCCCAAAAUUUAUAAUAGGCACACGAAAAGGGUACUCUUUAUUCUAAUGAAAUAGUCUUUCUACAUUUUGCUAUACUCUUCAAGUAAGAAAAAUGUUAAAUUAACUGUUAGUGUCUCUUAUCUUAUUUAUACCUAUUUAAUUUGUUUCACUUUAUAUAAGAAAUAAGUAAAUUUAGGGCAAACAAUGCGAAAGAUUUAUAUUGUGUUUAAAAAAAAAAUUAAACCAAUAAUUUUUUUAACUCUCAUAUUAUUUCAAAAAACUUUACUUAUGUCAAAAUCAAAUAUUCGAAUAGAUGUUUACAAGCACUUUUGAAUUGUAUUUUUUUUAUGAGUACAGGGUUUAGAAAGUCGUUAUCUGCUGAGACGAAUCCGCAAGAAACUCAAGAGUUACUCUUUUAAAUAUCUGUUAACAUUAUAUCGGAAUACUUAUUUAGUUAAUUUUUAAUCAAUUUUGAUAUUUUUUUUCAACCCAGUAAUACUUUAUAAUCUUAAUUACAACAUUGUGUAGUUAAAUUCACUCGUAUUAAAUCGAAUUCUGUUUUAAGUACACACAAAUGUUUUAAUGGUCCAAGCGCAGGGCCGUAGCUAGGCCCAAGUUUAAAAUAAGGCAAGCAAACUUUUUAGAAAUGCAGAAGCCAUAAUUAAGUGACUUUGAAAAAGCGAAUCUAUCUAAUUUUCUUGGGGGCUUUCUUUUUAAGGUAGGGCAUUGCCCUUAAAUACUUCCCCCCUAACUACGGCCAUGUCCAAGCGUCAAUAAAAUAAACCUAUGAUAUAGGUAAUUAAUAAAUAAUAAAAAACAAAAAAUCAUAUUUGGAUAAAUAAAAGAAAAAUCUACAAACGUUUUUUCUAUGCAUAAAUGUUAAUAAAAGUAAUACACUACAAUUUUUUUUAUUUGUAAGUAAGUAAUUAGUUUUAUCUAUUAAAAAUAUAUUUUAUAAAAAUGUUAUGGUUCAUUUAAAUGUAAUUAUUUCGCUGUAUAAAUGCUGAUAUAUAUUUAUAAAUGGUUUAAUGUUUGAUGGGCUUCCUCUUGGUUGAUUUACAAAAUAUAUUUUCAUAUAUUUUAUAAGCUUACUAUCAUUCAUUGCCAUACUGUGACGUCAUCGCAUUAAUUGCUCACGUAAAUGAAAAAAAAAAAUAGUUUUAUUGACAAAAAAAAAAAGACAAUAAAAAGGACAAAAUAUUUAUAAAAGAGUAUCUAUUACAUUCUAUAUUAUAAUUAUUUACUCGACUAAUUUAAUUAAUGUUCAUUUAUGAACAUUCACAUAUCAGAUAGUUAAGAUAUCAAAUUGCAUAGUCGUGUCGAUGCAGCGGUUUCAAAUCUAUACUUUAAUUAUUUCAUAUAUUUAUUUAAGUAAAAAGUAAAAAUUUCAUUAAAAAGCAUAAAUAAAUUAUAUUUUACCUAUUAUGUUACCUAUUUAUAUAUGCAUAGUUAAAGAAAAUUUUAUUUAAUAUAAUAUAUUAAUAUUACUGUUUAUAAUUAUUCUUCUCCAUCAGAAGGUUGCCUGGAAGAGAUCGCUUUAAGCGAUAAGGCCACCUAUUGUUUUCUUACUGUAAUAUUUUCUUGUAAUUGUUUGUAUUUAUAAUAAUUUUACUAUUGUAAUCUUUUGGAGGAAACAAUAAAUAGUAUCUAUCUAUUUAUAAUUUAGUUAUUAUUAUUAAUUUAAACAUAAUUAAAUGUUACAAAUACAUAAUUACUUUUUCUUAAAGCAAUUCUUUAUUUGAACGCACUUUACGUUUUAUAUAUUUACAGUAUUAUUGAAAUUUGCUCUAUUUUAUUUUAAUAAAAACAGUCAUCAAUUUUGACAGAAUUAUUAACUAUAAAAUUAUUAACGUAAAUCUUUUCGGUUAAAGAACAGAUGUUAUAACCGUUUUUUAAGUUACCCCACUGGAUCGGCGACUGGCAAUUAACAGAAAAUUUACUUUUAAUAAUAUAUUAAAUAUUAUUCAUAGAUAAAUUAUAUUGUAUAUAACUAAAUUGAGUCAAAGGUAAACUUAUUUUUAAUUUAAGUAAAUAAAUUUAUAUUUUAUUAUAAAAUUAAAUAAAUUAUCCAAAACACAAUUGUUUUAGACCUUCCAAUUAAAAAUCUCACCAUUAUAAUUACGUUGUUUUAGUACAUUUUUUUUUAUAUAUAAUGAUUAUGUAUUAGAUUAAUUUAAAACCUAUUUAUAUAAAAUCAUGUACUAUUUGUUCUAUGUAUUUAAUCAGAGAAGUACGGUAUUGUAUAUUUUAAUGACCUCAUAAUUUAUACCAUAAUUUAAAUAUAAUAAACACAUUUUACUGAUAGAUUUAGUUUAAGAAAAUUAUUGUAACUCAUAUCCAUCCAAAUUCACAAAAUAAAUCUUUGUUCCAAUGCUUUGUCCGUGAUAUUAAAACUGCUGGACCUAUUGAUUUAUUUAUUUAUCAACCGACUUCAAAAAAAGAGGUUCUCAAUUCGAUCAUAUUAUAUAAUAUAUUUUUUUUUAUAUUUGUUACCUAACAACCUUCGUCAUUAGUAAACCGAUUUGGAAAAUUAUUUUUUUAUCUGAAAGAAAUAACGGUCAAUCGGUUAGUCUUUUUUUUUUUAAAUGGCAAGCAAACUGACUGUUCACCUGAUAGAAAAUCUUAAAGAAAUAUUAUUAAAAUUGAUUCAAGAAAUUUAGUUUUUGAAUCUAAUUUAGUUUUAAUUUUUUAUGACCUAUAAGUAGUUAUUAUGUUUAUAUUUUAUCUAUUUUCAACCGACUUUAAAAAGAAAGAGGUUCUCAAUUAGGUUACAUUUUUUUAUGUUUGUUACCUCAUAACUCCAUCAGUUAUAAAUCAAUUUGGAAAAUGCUUUUAUCUAAUAAUAUACUUACAGAUCAGUCCCAUAGAAAUUUUAUCAAAAUCGGUUCAGUAGUUUGAUUUUUAAAUCAAAACAAUUGAUUUUGUCCCAAUUGAAGUCUGAAACAAUCUUUUAUAUAUACUGUAAUGAUGUCUGUUUUAAAUUUUGUUGAUUUACAAAAUGGCUAUUUCAAUAAAUACAGGCGUCGAUGUCUCGAUUCGAUACUAAUUUAUUUUGAUUAAUUUCUAUCGUAAAACUAAAAUUAAUGUUAUAAUCAUAAGAAUUAUGAAUUAGUUUUAUCAUAGUGAACAUAGCCAAUGCAAUAUCGAACAUAAAGUGGUAAAACAUGAGCGGUAUCAUAGGCGUUACCGUAUAUCCUGUGAGGUCCGGUUACCAUCAGAUGAGUUGUUGGUGAACAGCUCGUUCGCUACUUUCGAACAAGUUGAAUGGUUGUUAAUAUAUUAUACUGAAUACAUAUAUAUAUAUAUAUAUAUUCAUGAACUUACUAUAUUUGCCAUUUCUACAAUUGUUUCUACUUCAUCCGUAAGUCUUCUUCCGCUGAAAGCGUCAUGCUUUCCUUUUUGACUGGUCAUGUCAAGGAUAGGGGGAGGAAUUUCUCGGUUCGUAACAGGAAACGUACUACGUAUUGCCAAUCCCAACGUAGUAUACAAUGAUUGUAAAAAUGUUAAGUAUAAAAUGGUUUACAAUUGACAAUGUCUUGACCAAACCAAUUGAGAUAAAUUUUGAAAAUAUGAGCUAUAUUGCUCGUUAAUCUUGUAAUUCAGUUAUCCGUCUCUGUUCAUUUUUUUUUUAACAAAAUAGACAAAACUAUAUAAAUUCUUUAUUCAUUAUCCGGACAUUUUAAAUGUGGAUUUGGAUUGAAAUUGUGAUACGAUAAACUAGUUAAAUGACUAUAGUUUUUUGAGUUAUUAAAUAUGUUUAAUAAAUUGUAAACUUCAUAACAAUUGUCAUUAAAAUGCAUAAGAUUCGAUUAAAACAGGUCAAGUAUUUUGUUAUGUACAUAUAUAAAGGACAAAAGAUAGACAAACACUUAUUUUAUAUAAAGUACUUUCGAAGUUAUCAAUAAUAAUAAUAAUAUAAACACAAUAUAUCUAUCAAAUGUCACAAGAAUCAUCUCUAUUUACUAUAAAAUACUGUUUUCUUUUGAAAUCGAUUUUCGAUAAUUAAAUCGAUUUCAUUAUCGAUUAAAUUCACUCACUUCAGCAACUAUCACAACAUGUAACAUUCGAUUUUAAUAUUUAUUUGUUUGCAAUAAGAGUGCAUGUGGUACUUGUAUUGUCUCUGAAUGGUUGACAAUUUUUUAUAGGGUUGCCAAUAAAAAUAUUUAGAUAUAAUUACGAUUGAUAUUGUACGGUAGUUACGGUAAAUUGUGCCUAGGCCGCCUUGUAUUACAAUAAAUAAGAAGUGAUCAAGUGGUAAUCGUUUUUGGUACUCACCUGAAAAGAGGAGAAAAUUAGCAUGUAUUUGCUAGAACCACUGCUAUCGUUAUAAAAAUCUAUUCUAAGUACAAUUAAUAUUCAUUUGCUCACGUAGCAUAACUAUCGAUAUACUUAAAUAGAUUUAUAUUUUAUUUUAAUUUUUUCUUAUUUUCAUUUGCAAUGUUUCAACGUUAUUCAUGACUAAUUAAGGAUAAUAUAAUAAUAUUAAAUCACGUUCUAAUGUAAGUGGCAACCCUAUAGUAUAUUGAAUGUUGGUACUGAAUAUGUUUGGACUGGCCAUUUGUUGGUCAAAUUAUAUGUAAAAAACAAUGUUAUAUAUAUAAAAUGAAGUUGUAUGUAUAUGCGAGUUAGAUAUUCGAUGUAACUAGGUGAAUAUACAAGCUUGGUAUGAAAAAAAAAGGUUUUAAUAAAAUUGAUAUGUGAAAUUGUA
Molecule: messenger RNA, 8770 nt
Organism: Galleria mellonella (greater wax moth)
Lineage: Eukaryota; Metazoa; Arthropoda; Insecta; Lepidoptera; Pyralidae
Product: calmodulin-A-like
Exons: 10
Coding region: 706-1551 (281 amino acids)
Molecular function (GO): enzyme regulator activity; calcium ion binding
Source: RefSeq, a predicted model, not a curated record